AUGACUGGGAGCCAUUGCGAGAAUUGCUUCAAAGGUGUUCGCCAUGAAGGCACGCCAGAAGGUCAUCUCGAACAAUUCGCUGAUGUUGAAUGCUAUGUUUCUGUGCCAGGCGAAGAAUACGCACCAAACCAAGUGGUGUUGUUUCUGACAGACGUGUUCGGAUCAGAUCUAGAGUUGCAGAACAACAAGCUCCUCGUCGAUGACUUCGCUCGCAACGGUUUUUAUACGGUCAUGCCAGACAUGUUCGAAGGUGAUCCUGUGCCUGCUGACGCGUUGGACACGGUCACUCAUCGUCUGAAUCCUUCGUUCGACCGGGAACGAUGGUUUGCAGCUCAUUCUCCAGAGAAAGUGCUGCCCAUUGUCGAAAGAGUCGUCAAAGCUCUCCAAGCGCGUGGAAUAACGAAGAUUGCUGCUACAGGAUACUGCUUUGGUGCCCGCCCAACAUUCGACCUGGCGAUGAGGAACUACAUCUCCGCGUCCGCCAUCACGCAUCCAGGGCGUAUUGCCUACCCAGCCGAUCUCGAAAAAUACGCGUCAACAUCCACAGCCCCAUUGCUCAUCAACAGUUGUGAAGUGGACCCCGCGUUUCCUGACGAAGCGUGCAAGAUGGCCGACGAAAUCUUCCUGAGAUUCGUGUCGGGAUACAGACGGGAGUGGUUCGCGGGUUGUAGGCACGGAUUUGCGGUGCGUGGGGACAUCAACGACGCUAAAGUGAAAGAAGGAAAGGAAGGGGCGUUCAGAGCCUGCGUUGAGUGGUUCAAAGAAAAGCUGUGA
Messenger RNA from Mycena indigotica, 774 nucleotides. Its product is annotated as Dienelactone hydrolase endo-1,3,1,4-beta-D-glucanase. Gene Ontology annotation, molecular function: hydrolase activity. NCBI's taxonomy places the organism in Eukaryota, Fungi, Basidiomycota, Agaricomycetes, Agaricales, Mycenaceae. The record is from RefSeq and is a predicted model, not a curated record. The transcript is spliced from 6 exons. The coding region runs from base 1 to 774 and encodes 257 amino acids.